AUGCUGAUGACUAUUUUCCUUGCUCUUCCCGCUAUCCUCGUCGCCACAGCUACUGCAGACGAUCUUUGCCAGGAUGGCACAGUCCUUCCACCGGCCCCGUACCACCCACCGCGUCCGGUCACACCUGCGCAGCAGAAGGCCAUUUUCAAUCGUUUUGCCGAUGGCUUCCUCCUGUCUGGCACGCCACUGCCGUUCCUCGAGGAUCACCUCGCUGACGACUACAUCCAGCAUAAUCCCGACUUCUUGUCUGGCAAGGCCGCUGUGGUUCAGGGCUUCAGCGGCGACGUCUCGGCUUUUGGGAUGACCUACCCUGCCAACAUUAUCACUCGUGGCUUUGAUGAGGAGAGUGGCCAGGGCUGGAUCCACUACUACUUCACACCUGCGGCUGGCCAGCAACCGAGCGUGGUCGUCGAUAUAUUUCGCAUGAACGGCUCGGCCAUCCAGGAACAUUGGGACGUGAUCCAACAACGCCCAGAGAACGCCACCAACCCGUUGGCCAUGUUCACGCCUCCGAACUAA
Phytophthora nicotianae INRA-310 is the source of this 519-nucleotide messenger RNA. RefSeq lists its product as hypothetical. Bases 1 to 519 code for a protein of 172 amino acids. The record is from RefSeq and is a predicted model, not a curated record. NCBI's taxonomy places the organism in Eukaryota, Oomycota, Peronosporomycetes, Peronosporales, Peronosporaceae. The transcript has a single exon.